Lactuca saligna is the source of this 642-nucleotide messenger RNA. The record is from the annotation of a GenBank genome assembly. NCBI's taxonomy places the organism in Eukaryota, Viridiplantae, Streptophyta, Magnoliopsida, Asterales, Asteraceae.
AUGCCUCCAUUUCACAUGUUACUUUGUCCUCGUUUUAGUAAGGGCCUGUGCCAACAAUUGGUAUCAGAGCGGUUUAAAAAGAGGGCUGGUUUGAGAGUCGACUUUCGAAGGAGAGGAGCCUUCGGGUGCAAGGCUGUCAUCACAGCGGAAUCAGGGUGUUUGGCAACGGUUUCUCGGUCGAACAUUCCAGUUGAUACAGAUGACAGAAAAUUGGUCGUUGUGUGCAGCAGACGCGUGAAUAGGGUCAAGACUGCAAAGGUGAAAUCUCCAUCCUUGAUCAGAAUGUUCCAGAAGAAGCAUGAGCUUGGUUUUCGUAAAUGGUGGAAGAGGACUCUAGAUAGGAACGGGUUAGAUCGGAAAAGGUUGGGACUAUCACAAACAAGACAAGGUGAUGAUUCCGGCGGUAGGUUGCUCUCGUGUCACAGAAGUGUUAGGUGGAAACGGAUUCUGUGUGGUGACAAACAACAGCCGGGUAUGGAGGACUUUGGACGUGACCGAGGUGAAGGUCGGGUGUCCGGGAAAAGUCGGGAUCGGGUAUGGAAGACUUUGGACGUGGCGGAGGUGAAAGUCGGGUGUCCGGGAAAGGUCUUGAAUCGAGAUGAAAGGAGGGUGAUUAAAGGCAGCUGUGAACAAAUGGUGUGA